GCGGCUGGGAUCCCGGGGCGUGAGUGCGCCGCCACUGCCCGAGGUGGGGCGCGGCGCGCGGGGAGCGCAGGGCGCGGCGGAGUCGGGUUUCAGAGCGCGGGCGACUCCGGGCGCGGGCGACUCUGGGCGCGGGCCGGGAUCCUGCCCGCCGCCGCCGAGCGCCGCCUUUGUUCCCUGCAGGAAGGGCGAGCGCGGCGGCUAGCGCUCAGCGCCUCUCGUCCUCCGCCGGGCUCCGCCACUUUGCCCGCCAGCCUCGCGACUCUGGGGCUCCGCAGACACGCGCGAUGGCGCCAAGGUGGGACCUUCUUUCCCGCGCCGCGGCUCCCUUGGACCAGACCGGCCGCCUCACUGUCUCUCCCUCGGCCACUUAUUGCGGGAGAAACGGGCAGUGCUGGCGCGUGCUGUUGCUGCUCUCCAUCUCCGCGCUCCUCUCCGCUGUCACCCAGACACAAGCCUCGACAGAGUUGGCCCCCCGGAGCCAUCUGGACCUCACGGAGCUCAUUGGUGUCCCCCUGCCCUCAUCUGUGUCCUUUGUCACGGGCUACGGUGGCUUUCCCGCCUACAGCUUCGGGCCUGGCGCCAACGUGGGCCGCCCGGCCAGGACCCUCAUCCCACCCACCUUCUUCAGGGACUUCGCGGUCAGCGUCACGGUGAAGCCCAGCAGGCCCAGCGGUGGGGUGCUCUUUGCCAUUACCGAUGCCUUCCAGAAGAUCAUCUACCUUGGCCUGCGGCUCUCAGGCGUGGAGGACGGCCGCCAGAGGGUCAUCUUCUACUACACGGAGCCCGGCUCCCACGUGUCCCAGGAAGCUGCUGCCUUCUCCCUGCCGGUGAUGACCAACAGGUGGAGCCGCUUUGCUGUGAUCGUCCAGGGCGAGGAAGUGACGCUCCUGGUGGACUGCGAGGAGCACAGCCACGUCCUUUUCCGGCGGUCCUCCCGGCCUUUGGCUUUCGAGCCCAGCGCAGGGAUCUUUGUGGGCAACGCAGGCGCCACCGGACUGGAAAGAUUCACCGGCUCCAUCCAGCAGCUCACCAUCCACUCUGACCCCAGGACUCCAGAGGAGCUGUGCGAAGCCCAGGAGUCGUCGGCAUCGGGAGAGGGCAGCGGACUUCAGGACCCAGACACAGUGGCUGAAAUAGUGGAGGCCAUCACCUACACGCAAGCCCCGCCUAAAGAAGCAAAAGUGGACCCCAUAAAUGUACCUCCAACUUCACCCACUCUUUCUGAGGACACAGAGCUUUCUGGUGAACCUGUUCCAGAGGAGACCUCAGAAACCAACUCCAGUGUCAUCCAGCACAGCAACCUGGAACCAGGGUCUGGUGAGAUCCUGAAUGACACCCUGGAUGGACUUCCUCCUGUGGAUGGUGAUCCCAUUCCUGAGACUGGCUCAGGGAGUGGGGCCUUCCCUGUCACUGAAGAAACGGGGUUAGCAGCAACAGCAGUGGGGGAGGCCCAAGAGCCUGUCAGUACUCCCAGAGAAGUGGAGGUCGGCAGUUCACCCACCGGAAUAUCCACCCUGCCUGUGUCCACCCAGAGUCUCGGGGAAGGGGUCACUUCAGGUCUGGAUAAUGAAAGUUUAGCAACAACUGCAACAGGGGAGGCUGAGGUGCCCGUCAGCACUGCUAGGGAAGCAGAGGCUGGCAGCGUGCCCACUGGGGAGCCGGCCUUCUCCACGUUCACCCAGGACUCGGGGGAAGAUGCCACUCUGGGUCCAAAGGAUGAAGGACAUUCAACCACCGCUGCAGCUGCUUCAGAAGUGCCCCUUGGCACUUUUGAGGAGGAGGAAGCCAGUGGUGCCCCCACAGAGGGUCUGGCUACCCUCACACCCACUGUGGCCCCUGGGCAAGUGGUCACUCCUGCACCUGGCAAUGAAGACUGGGCAACAGCCUCCACAGAGGAGCCCCUUGCCGUGACUGGGGGUGAGGGAUCCAGCAGUGCUCCCCCUGAUGGGCUGCCGCUCCCGGUCCCCACGACGACGGCUCCCGAGAGAGAAGUCACUCCGGCUGAACGAGUGCAUGUGGGAGUAGAAGGACAGGCAAGGCCCAAAGGAGAAAAGGUGGGAGCGGAGGCUGAGGGCUCCGGCCUAGGCUGGGGCCUGGAUGUCGGUUCUGGCUCCGGGGACCUCAUGGGCAGUGAGGAGCUAUUAAGAGGUCCUCCAGGCCCCCCAGGCCCCCCAGGCCCACCGGGGAUUCCAGGAAAACCAGGAACUGAUGUAUUUAAUGGACCCCCUGGUUCUCCUGGAGAGGAUGGAGCUGCUGGUGAACCUGGGCCCCCAGGUCCUGAGGGACAGCCUGGACCCGAUGGAACCUCCGGUCUUCCAGGGAUGAAAGGGGAGAAGGGUGCAAGAGGGCCUAACGGCUCAGUUGGUGAAAAGGGUGACCCCGGCAGCAGAGGUUUACCAGGGCCCCCUGGGAAAAAUGGACAAGUGGGCACCCCUGGAGUCAUGGGACCUCCAGGGCCUCCUGGCCCUCCUGGACCCCCAGGCCCUGGAUGUACAACAGGACUUGGAUUUGAGGAUACUGAAGGCUCAGGAAGUAUCCAGCUGUUGAGUGAGCCGAGACUCUCCAGGCCAACUGCUUCAAGUGGUCCCAAAGGGGAAAAAGGAGACCAGGGACCCAAGGGUGAAAGAGGGAUGGAUGGAGCCAGCACUGUGGGACCCCCUGGGCCCCGGGGGCCACCUGGGCGUAUCGAGGUCCUGUCAAGUUCUUUGAUCAAUAUCACCCAUGGAUCCAUGAAUUUAUCGGACAUUCCUGAGCUCAUGGGGCCUCCGGGACCGGAUGGUUUGCCUGGGCUGCCUGGAUUUCCAGGCCCUAGAGGACCAAAAGGUGACACUGGUGUGCCUGGAUUUCCGGGACUAAAAGGAGAGCAGGGCGAGAAGGGAGAGCCUGGUGCCAUCCUGACAGGGGAUAUUCCUCUGGAAAGGCUGAAGGGAAAAAAGGGUGAACCUGGAAUGCACGGGACUCCAGGACCCAUGGGACCCAAAGGACCACCAGGACACAAAGGAGAAUUUGGCCUCCCAGGACGACCGGGUCGCCCAGGACUGAACGGCCUCAAGGGAGCCAAGGGAGAUCGAGGGAUCAUGAUGCCGGGCCCACCUGGUCUACCUGGUCCUCCAGGACCCCCUGGACCCCCUGGAGCUGUGGUGAACAUCAAAGGGGCCGUCUUCCCGGUACCUGCCCGACCACACUGCAAAACACCGGUUGGUACCACUCAUCCUGGGGAUUCAGAGCUCAUCACCUUCCAUGGUGUUAAAGGAGAGAAAGGAUCCUGGGGUCUUCCUGGCUCAAAAGGAGAAAAAGGUGACCAAGGAGCCCAAGGACCACCAGGUCCUCCAGUUGAUCCAACUUACCUGAGACAUUUUCUGAAUAGCUUGAAGGGGGAGAAUGGAGACAGGGGAUUCAAAGGAGAAAAAGGAGACUCCGAUGGCAACUUUUUUGUGUCUGGGCCUCCAGGACUGCCAGGAUACCCAGGCCUGGUUGGACAGAAAGGGGAGACUGUCGUUGGACCCCAGGGACCCCCAGGAGUUCCUGGACUGCCUGGGCCCCCUGGCUUUGGAAGACCUGGUGCUCCUGGGCCACCAGGACCCCCGGGGCCCCCAGGACCUCCGGCGAUCCUGGGCGCAGCCGUGGCUCUUCCGGGUCCACCCGGCCCUCCAGGACAGCCAGGGCUUCCAGGAUCCAGAAACUUGGUCACUGCGUUCAGCAAUAUGAACGACAUGCUACAGAAAGCACAUUUGGUCAUAGAAGGGACGUUCAUCUAUCUGAGGGACAGCGCUGAGUUUUUCAUUCGCGUUCGAGAUGGCUGGAAAAAAUUACAGCUGGGAGAACUGAUCCCCAUUCCUGCCGACAGCCCUCCACCCCCAGCACUUUCCAGCAACCCAUAUCAGCACCAGCCUCCACUGAACCCUAUUUUAAGUGCCAAUUAUGAGAAUCCUGCUCUACAUUUGGUUGCUCUGAACACACCAUUUUCUGGGGACAUUCGGGCUGAUUUUCAGUGCUUCCAGCAGGCCAGAGCUGCAGGACUGUUGUCCACCUUCCGAGCAUUCUUAUCUUCCCACUUGCAAGAUCUCUCCACAAUUGUAAGGAAAGCAGAGAGAUACAACCUUCCAAUAGUGAACCUCAAGGGCCAAGUACUUUUUAAUAAUUGGGACUCGAUAUUUUCUGGCCAAGGAGGUCAGUUCAAUACACAUAUUCCAAUAUACUCCUUUGAUGGUCGGGAUGUGAUGACAGAUCCGUCUUGGCCCCAGAAGGUCGUUUGGCAUGGCUCCAACACCCAUGGCGUCCGUCUUGUGGAUAAAUACUGUGAAGCAUGGCGAACUUCAGACAUGACAGUCACAGGAUUCGCCUCCCCACUGAGCACUGGGAAGAUUCUGGACCAGCAAGCAUAUAGCUGUGCUAAUAGGCUCAUCGUUUUGUGUAUCGAAAACAGUUUCUUGACAGACGCUAGGAAGUAGUGACCUUUUGAUGAUUGUUAAAGAGUUUUCCAAUUUUUCUUAUGUGAAGAGUUGACACUGAAAUCUAAAAUGUUCAAACGUUGUAAAUAUUACAGUUUUUAAAAUUUACACAUUUGUUCACAAACAACCAAAGAAAACAUACCUCAAUACACUCAAAACUGAAGACAGAAAGGACUCAGAUCAAAGACCAAAUCUGAUCCAUUUAUUGGUGCUAGAUUCUGCAGUGAACUUCGUGCAGUGUAAACAUAUUCCAACACAGGUUAAGAGCAAGUUGAAAGCCAGAGGCUAGGCCUUUUGCCCACUGUGACCUUCAGGAAAUUAUGUCCUCUUUUAACCAUGGUUGUUGAGUGUAAGAUGUCCUUCAUGUUUUCUUGCAAAGUUAGUGUUUAGAAAUGUUACCCCUUUCUAAGUUAUGUGCAAACUGAAUGCUUUAUUAUUUCAUGUACACCCAUCAUUUGCAACUGCUGUUCAUACCAAGAAACAGAACUGCUCAAAUACUCCUAUUAGUCUUUCUUAUAGUAUCAAACUUUAAUGGACUUUUCCCCCUAUAAUAUUAUUGCCAUCGUGCUGUGGAAGUUUCACAUUGUCACCCAAUCAUGUUUUAGUAUGGCAUCUGUUUAUAUAACUCUGAGUUGCUGGAAAAGUUGAAGCUCUAAAUUAUCUGAAACUAGAAAAGAAAUAGCACAAAAUUACUACCUUUCCCUUGGUGGCCUUCCUCCCCAUCCCCCACCGCUGGUUUUAUGACUUCCAUUUGGCAGUUCUUGAAUUAUAACUACAACUGAAACAAACAGGUUCAUAGAGAUGAAUUUUCUGAGCGACGUACAUCUUCAUGCUGUAUACUUUGAUUUUUUUCCAUGUAAGUGAACAUAAAAACAUCUUUUCCAGGCA
This is a messenger RNA of Sciurus carolinensis (gray squirrel), 5339 nucleotides long. RefSeq names its product collagen type XV alpha 1 chain (gene Col15a1). NCBI's taxonomy places the organism in Eukaryota, Metazoa, Chordata, Mammalia, Rodentia, Sciuridae. Gene Ontology annotation, cellular component: basement membrane. The coding region runs from base 285 to 4451 and encodes 1388 amino acids. The record is from RefSeq and is a predicted model, not a curated record. The transcript has 40 exons.